This is a messenger RNA of Rotaria sp. Silwood2, 693 nucleotides long. Lineage: Eukaryota; Metazoa; Rotifera; Eurotatoria; Philodinida; Philodinidae. The record is from the annotation of a GenBank genome assembly.
AUGAAUGCAAAUAAUCAAAUAGCGACAUUUUUUUCGCAUUUUUCACUCGAUGAGUUUCCUAAUCUUCGUUCGCUACAUCUGAUUGAAAUCGAUGAGCAUGAUGCUAGUGGACUAAAAGAAAUGUUAUCGUCCUUAUCUAAUCUACAUUACUUUUACUUGACGGUUUCAUCGGAUGGAACUGAUAAAAUACUGACUGCACUGCCGACAACUUCUAUAACAUUAUUAUCAAUUCCAAAACUAGAACUGAAACCAGUGUUUAAUGAUCAAUUUAUGUUGGUUAUCAAUUUAACUAUCAAUCAAUGUUCUGCAAAGGAAUUAAGUCAAUUAUUUCUAUAUUUACCAAAGUUAAAAUCUCUCAGUAUUGAACACCUAUCUGAAUCUAGUAGCUUUGAUAUUAAUGAAUACGUCGCUGUGCAUUUGAAACAAUUGAUUUUGAAUCAAAUUACCGCUGGAUUUGAUUUUCUUGCAAUGCUCUUCAGACAAACACCAAACUUGAGAAGUUUGAAAAUAUCGGCCCAUGAUCAUAAAGAGUUUAUUGAUGCUUGUCGUUGGCAACAUUUGAUUACAUCUUCAUUACAUUUCGUAAUUUAUUUUAAUUUUAAAUUUCAUUCUACAUUAGUCUAUAAAAACAGUGCCAUUGCUGAUAAGUUUCAAUAUUUCCAGAGUGAUUUUUGGCAUCAACAACAUCAUUGA